AUGGGAAUGACGAGUUUAUCAGCAAACUUGAAACGAAAACCAUGUGCCAUCGACAAUCUCCUGGAGGCGAAACGCUCGCUCAACUUGUCGCAAAUGCAACAAGAAUUGGCGUCACUAUGCGAUAAGAAAUUGGAAUUUCUUCGAGCACAGAAAAGGGCAUCACUAUUUGUGAACAGCCGUCGAAUCGGUGCUCCGAGUGUUAUGAUUGAGUUUCCAAACUUGUUCAAGAAAGCGUGCUCAUUGCCAUUGGAAGAUUUAGAAGAACAAAAACGAUUGAUCGAGGACAUUGUGAAGGAAUCUAUUGUGAUUGAAUGGCCAAGAGUAUUCCCAGGAGUUUAUUCAGAUCAACCAGAGACGGAACUUGAUUUUGCACCACUUAUUCACAGAGCAAGAAAUGUGGUCAAGUGUAGAACCAGCCAUCCUACUAUGCGUGUCAAAAUUUACGCAAUAUCCGAGGGAAACGAAAUGAGUUGUCCUCAAAUUGUGGAAGCAUUCUAUCGUGCAUCACUCGUCAAAUUGGGAUCCGAUUCUCCAGAUUCCAAGUACCGACAACUGGCCGGAAAAAUGAUUUUGACUCAAAGAGAAGGAAUCGCUGCGACAAAAAGCGCUGAACAGAGCGGGGCUGUUGUCAAUGCAGAGGGAAAACUUCUGUGCUCACAGAGUUCGAGCAACGCUCAAAUUCUCAUAUUUGCCAAUCAAUUGCAAGAAUCAAAUGUGCGAACGACUUCGUUGAAAUAUGAGAAUGGUUUUCUGUGUGCCACAUUUCCAGAGAUGGGAGUAACUUUGAAUUCGAUGGUCGAUCGCCGUCAAUUAUCCACUCGAUAUGCUAUUCAAGUUGAAGUUCAUCUGAAUAUCGAUAACAAAAUGAUUGUAGUCCAUACUCUUGUAAGCCAUCCAUUCCUGAUUGCCAUCACCAACGAUCAAACUGAACCUCUUCUCCAGUCAAUUUUCUGGAAUAGACUUCUCAAUUGUGAUCAAUAUGAUGGCUCAGAAAUCUUCCCAGAAAAAAACAAACUACCAUGGGGUAUUCUACGUCAAGCCAUCCGCGCAUUCAUAAAAUCACAAAUCCCUCAAGCAAGAUUUCUGACAGAGUACGAGUUGAGACACGUUCAAGUGAUGCUUCUCUUACCACGAAUCCUGCGUUGUAGUGAUCUAAGUGACCUACAAUUGAUGGAAAUCAAUCUCUUCGGAUCGAUUGGAACUCAAAAGAGAGAUCUACACGAAGAAAUGAGGAGAUUGAGAAAUCGACUACUGUCUGAAUCAAUCCUGGACAGUUUUCCGGUGGAUCGAAAAGAAUUCAUUCUUGAAAAGUGCAUAUCUGUUCUUGACAUGAGCACAGAAUUAGCUCAUACCACCUGGCAAUGGUUGCAUAAAUCUUGUGAAAUGAUUCAGGAUGUGGGUCAUAAAUUGUGUCCAUCUCCCGCUUGUGACAAGAAAUCUUCGAAAACCAAGAAACAAAUGGCAGCAUGCGAAGAUUAUCAAACUGUCAUUAGUCUCUUUAAUAAAGGAUUCAUCACAUUUUGCUCUACUCAAAAAGCCGCAACUUCAUUCGCAUACAUCGAGAGAAACUCUUCAAUGCUCAUCCGUUUCUGCGAUGAAAACAUUGGACAUUUCUCGAUUUGCUACGGAUUGGAAAAUGGGAAACCAAAGCUUGGAUCGAUUUCUGCGGAGCAAGUGAAAGAUUUCAAGCAAGGACUUCCAGAAAUGUUGAUUGAUGAACACUUUCCAUCCAAAUAUCAUAGUUUAAUUAAAAUGAGUUUGGAUGAAAAUGAGGAUUCAAUUACGGCUGUCAGAAAAAGAGAUGUAUUCCAUACAUACAAAACGGAAAGAAGAUCAGUAGAGAGUGUUUCGAUUCUGGAUAAUGAGACAAACCGAAUCGAUGUUCUUAGUGGAGCACUUUUACUUCGCCAAUCUCCAUCUCCCCAGAGUUUGAAUCCUCCUCUUAUUCAACAUUUUGAUAUUGCUUCUAUUGCUAACAAUAACUCCACUCUUGCUCAGUCGAUAUUCCCUCUGCUUCACACUUUGAGUGGAAAUCUAGACAUCGGUUCUUUGCUUAAAAAUUUCAGCGAUUCAAACAAAGAAAUAGAGGAUCCAGAUGACGCCAAUCUCUCGGACACUUCUGGAGAAGACGCUGCCACGUCUUCAAUUGCUUCGUUGCUCCAAAAUUCUGAAAGUCAUGAAGAAGAAGAGCAUAACGAGAGUGGCAACAACCUAUCACAACUCCUUCUUAAACAAUACCACUAA
Messenger RNA from Caenorhabditis briggsae, 2244 nucleotides. Bases 1 to 2244 code for a protein of 747 amino acids. The transcript has 10 exons. Lineage: Eukaryota; Metazoa; Nematoda; Chromadorea; Rhabditida; Rhabditidae. The record is from RefSeq and is a predicted model, not a curated record.